AUAGGGUGAGGGAUAGACCUUUGCAUGCAUGUCAUAUUAACUACAUUUGAGAUGUGCUACUGUUGCGUGUGAAGUUGCCACUACUUUGGAAUUUAAUGGCUUGCCUCCUUCUAUAAAGGCCUUAGCUAAGCUAGUAGUUAUUAUUUGUAGAACCUAUAUCAGACAAAGAAGACCCUCCUCACUCCUUUAGGUACAAAUAUAUGAACAUUGGAAGAUGAAGAAGAAACAAGUCUUCUUCUUGGGGGUGUCUGUUUGGUUUCUUCAACUCAUCUCAUCCCUAGCUAGCUGUGGAUUGGAUCACACCCAAUUCCCUCCAUCGUUUCUUUUUGGAACUGCGACAUCCUCAUAUCAGAUCGAGGGUGCCUACUUGGCAGGUAACAAAAGUCUCAGCAAUUGGGAUGUAUUCACUCACUUGCCAGGAAAAAUCAAGGACGGAGGCACUGGAGAUGUAGCAGAUGAUCACUACCAUCGGUACACGGAAGAUGUGGAGUUGAUGCAUUACUUAGGAGUAAAUUCUUAUAGAUUCUCCAUUUCAUGGUCCAGAAUCCUCCCAAGAGGUAGAUUUGGAGAAGUUAAUACCAUCGGAAUAGAAUUCUACAACAAGCUGAUAGACGCAAUCUUGCUCAAGGGAAUACAACCAUUUGUUACAUUGAACCAUUAUGAUAUUCCUCAAGAACUUGAAGACAGAUAUGGUUCAUGGUUGAGUCCACAAAUACAGCAAGAUUAUGGAUAUUUCGCAGAAGUGUGUUUCAAAGCUUUUGGUGAUAGAGUGAAGUACUGGACCACAUUCAAUGAGCCAAAUGUUGUGGCAAAAUAUGGUUACCUUAGUGGAACUUACCCACCUAACCACUGCUCUAGUCCAGAGGGAGGUUGCAAAUCUGGGGACUCAGCUAUUGAGCCAUAUCUUGCUGCACACAAUAUAAUAUUAUCUCAUGCCACUGCAGCUAGCAUCUAUAGGAAAAGUUAUCAGGUUAAUCAAAGUGGUAUGAUUGGAAUGGUAAUGAGUUCAGCAUGGUAUGUUCCAUUCAGAAAUACCCCAACAGAUCGUUCAGCUGUUCAACGGGCUCUGGCUUUCGACAAUGCAUGGUUCUUGGAUCCUAUAAUCUAUGGUGAUUACCCGCCAGAAAUGCGUCAAAUAGUAGGUUCAAGAUUGCCAAUCUUUUCAUCAGAUGAUAAAGAAAAAUUAAAAAGCAAGUUGGAUUUUAUCGGAAUUAACCAUUAUACAACUCUCUACGCACAAGAUUGCUUGUUCUCUCAAUGCAACUUUAGUACUUCUCGAGGGGAUUCCUUUGUGCAAACCACAGGGGAAAGAGAUGGCCUUCCUAUUGGAGAUCCGACAGCAAUGCCAGACUUUUAUAUGGUUCCUUAUGGCAUGGAAAAGAUCAUUAUGUAUUUCAAAGAAAGAUAUAACAAUACUCCAAUGUUCAUCACAGAAAAUGGAUAUUCACAGGCAAGCAAUAAAGAUGUUCCUAUGCAAGAUUUGCUCAAUGACACAGCUAGGAUAGAGUAUCUGACUUGCUACCUAGAUUCUCUUGCUAUGGCCGUGAGGCAUGGUGCUGAUGUGAGAGGCUAUUUCAUAUGGUCUCUUCUGGACAACUUUGAAUGGCUAUAUGGGUAUACUUUGAGAUUUGGGAUUUACUAUGUGGAUUAUAAUACAUUAGAGAGAACGCCAAAACAAUCUGCAGUUUGGUACCACAAGUUUCUUAAUGGAGUGAAGAUAUUAAAACAAAAACCAAGUCAAGGAAGAGUCGGAAGAACACUGCAUCUACCUUCGUAGCCACAUGUGCUAUUCAACUAUUUUAUUUGUGUUUUUAUAUAUUGUUGUACUAUAUAUGGGUCUGUUAGAAUGUAACUGAACCGGCUAAGAUGUUGUAACUUAAUUUACAAUGCCUUCAUUAAUUUGUCCUUUUGCGAUUACUUUUGAAGUUAUAAUAGUCACUUUGAUUUUAAGUUUUGAA
Macadamia integrifolia is the source of this 1958-nucleotide messenger RNA. RefSeq names its product beta-glucosidase 18-like. The record is from RefSeq and is a predicted model, not a curated record. The transcript is spliced from 12 exons. The coding region runs from base 215 to 1777 and encodes 520 amino acids. Lineage: Eukaryota; Viridiplantae; Streptophyta; Magnoliopsida; Proteales; Proteaceae. Gene Ontology annotation, biological process: carbohydrate metabolic process. Gene Ontology annotation, molecular function: beta-glucosidase activity.